Molecule: messenger RNA, 623 nt
Organism: Atta colombica
Lineage: Eukaryota; Metazoa; Arthropoda; Insecta; Hymenoptera; Formicidae
Exons: 4
Coding region: 114-605 (163 amino acids)
Biological process (GO): germ-line stem cell division; transposable element silencing
Source: RefSeq, a predicted model, not a curated record
ACCACAGUCACCACACUGAUCACUGUUGCAACUGAAGUACAACAAUAGUAUCGUAUAUUGCCCGAAGAAAACGUAGCUUAAAUGAACGAUCCUCGAUUGAGAAGAUUACAGUCAUGAACUGCCCAGAACUCGUUUCUGACUACCGUAACCCAACAAUCAAAUGGUAUCAGACAGAUCUCAGCGUCGUUAUCUCUAUUCAAUUGAUCGAUGUAUCCGACUAUUACCUCCGAAUUGAAAACGGUUGUUUACAAUUCAGUACAGAGAUAAACGGCAAGAAAUACUACCUCAUUCUAUAUCUGUUUGGAGCAGUGGUAGCAGAAAAGACAGUGCAUAAAAAUCUCGUAAGAGAAAUUAAGAUCUAUCUUCUGAAAGCACUCAAAUGGUAUCCAUGGUUAAGAUUGAUCAAGUCCAAAGAAAAAAAUCCACUUAUAUCAUACGACUCAGAACGUAUAGAAGAGACAAAUCACGUUCGAAAUACUUAUGACAUAGGUAGAUUCGAACGGUACAAACGUGAGCAUAAUAUAUCAUAUUUAAUGCCUGUUGUGCCAUCUAGCGAUGAAGAAGAAUCUGAGGAUGAUUAUAUGGACUUUGUUCAGUAUGGUUAAUAUAUUAUAUCAAUUCAA